CGUACACCGUAGUACAUUAACCAAUAACCAACUACCAACGGCGGUCGGCGUAGCGUUGUCCAACGUCCGUACUCCGUAGAUCUGAGAUCGUUGCAAAUGCUAUAGCUUAUACGCCUAGUCUAGUAGUCUGUAGUGUAAAAUACACUGUGUUAUGUGUAUUGUGUCGUUUUAAAGUAUCAAGUAACAAUCGAGUAUAAAGAUUUUUAUGGUCUUAUUGUGUUAAAUUAUAUAUUAUGAUUUGUGCCUAAAGCUAUUUUUAUGUGUGUCUUUUGUUUAUUUAAUAAUUUUUUGUAUUGAUUUAAUGUUUAUUUAUGUAAAAAACGUCGACAUAAGACUUACUUGACAUGGCUAAAUUUGUGGUUGAAUUUUCACCUCCUGUUAAACUAAACAACCAGGAUAUUGAGAAUAAUGAAUUAGUUGCAAAUUGUAUAAUAUUGGCACCGUUUCAGAAACAAGCUCAAGUAGAAUUUAAAAACAUUAAACUUAAAGAAACAGCAGUCAGGUAUCUUACAAUAGUGAAUCCACUCGACAAACCUAGACAGUUUACUUUACCUCCUCCAAGUGAUGGUAUAUAUUUUGAUGUUUAUGAUUUUUCCUUGGAACCUAACUCUCAGCGGUUAUUGACUAUCACCUGGCAACCAGCAGAAUAUGGUAAUAUACGUAAAUUGGUUAAAAUAGAACAGAAGGAUAGCAACAAGAAGUAUGAUUUUGUUGUGCUUGGAAGUUGUAAUUUUCCUCCACACAAAAGAUCAAAGGUCCUUAAUUCAAAAACAUCAAAUGUGUCAAAAAAAUUAAAGAAUUGUGGCCAGAAAAAUAAUGAUAUAAAUAAAACAAGGCUCAUAAACACUGAUUUAGACCAUGCUCCAUUAAUAAAAACAGCUUUGCAAGUGCGUAGGUCUAAUGAGCAAGAUGUUAUACAAUCGCCUCUAAGAAGACAAACUUACUUAGUCGGAGAAAAAGAAAAUUAUCCAGUUACUAAAAGAAACAUAUGCCGUGAUACUCUCUUAAUCAGUCCAGAACGCAGUAUGAAACGACCAGACCAACAACGCCAAGACCAUUAUUUUAAUAGCCAUUUUAACUUACACAACAAAAGUUCCAGCCCUAUGAGUGAUGAUUCUUUAGAAAAACCAAUCAAAUUAAUACCUACUCAUUCUCCAUUUAAUGAUUUUUGUUUAACUCCAUUGAAAAACAGUGAAAAUUUGCUGUCUCCUUUUAGCACUACAAGAAAAUCUCAUAGUUUCGAGGAACAACAAUUGAGUUUUGAUAUUCCAGAUGGCGCAUCAGCUUCAACUUCUUUAAAUUCAUUAUUGGGUUUUAAGCCUAUAGAGACAUCAACUGUUUCUAAAGUAUAUACACCAGAAGAGAAAAAGCCAAAUAGAGUAUCUGUUAAUCUUCUUAACAUAUAUGAGAAAACAUCUGAAGAUGGAGAAUCUAAUAAGGCUAGCACUACUUAUAUAAAGGAAGAUGUGUCUACAGAGUUAAAUUCUUCACCAACAUUGUCUAAUAAAAUAAAUAGUAGUCAAUGCACAACAUUCUACAAUUCUCAUUACCGUUCAAUGAUUACAUGCAGUGGUUCUAAACCUAAAAGGCCAUCAUUUGUAAUAAAAAACUCGCCAUACUAUAAAUGUAGUCCUAAAGCAUCUGCUAUUUCCAAGUCUAAAUUGAAACAAUAUAGUAUCAGUCCACUUAGAUCAUCUCGUAUGAGAGCACCAAAGCUUGACAAAUGUGAUCAAUAUUUGAAAUGCAUAGCUAAUCCUGAUUUAGUUUAUCAUAACAAUGCUGAUGACCCUUUUUUAAAAAUGUCUCAGUAUUAUGAAUCUGAAUGGUUGAAUCGUCAAGAAUCAGAUAUGAUUCGUUGGCUUAAUGCACUACUGACACCAACUGACAAGCUAGUCGAUGAAGAGCAUUCUGGUGAUUUGGAACAAGCGGCUAUGGCCUGGGUAGAAGCGUCUAAAGAAUCUCAUAAAAAUAAACCUAUGCAAUUUGCCACACAGAAAGAUCUUUUUGUAGCACAGAUAUAUAGACAGUCACCACAGCAAUGGAGUGCUUUAAGAAAAGCUACAACAAAUCUUAUUACGUCUCAAAGUGUAGCUACUGUUCUAUCAAAAUUAUCAAUUUCUAUUGAAAAAGAUCUCAUUACUGUAAGAGACGAUCGUCAAAUUCAUUUAGAUUUGAGUUUGAAAAAAAAGAUUACAGAUAUGUUAAAAUGUUACAAUCCUAUAUGGUUUCGAAUUGGAUUAGAAGCUGUAUAUGGGCAAAUUGUACCUGUCAGAGUUGGCUCUACUGACCUAGAUGGUGUUGGAUGGUUCAUCCGCAAAAAUUUAUUUAAUAACGAUUAUGUCAAACAGAAGUUUACGAAAUCGACUGUACUUCAAGUUAACUUACCAUCAUUUAAUGUUGCUAUGAAAAAGUUUAUUUUAAGAAAAAUACUUAUGCUUAUUUAUUUUUUGGACCGAGCCAAAGAACAACAACUGAUUAGACAUAACCCAUGCCUUUUUAAAGUUGAUUCUCCUUAUAAAAGCAGCUAUGAUUUUUUGAUGGGAUUUUGUGCUGAUAUGGUAACUGCUCAUGGUGAUAUUACACGACGUCUACGUAGUAUUGGGUAUAACUUAACCCACAAACAAACUCAUUUGGAUGAAGUCAAUUAUGCAGUAAAAUCAUUAAACGAUUUAAGAGAUGGUACUAGAAUCACUAGAGUGGUAGAAAUAUUGUUCAAAGGUAACCCUUUGUCACAAAAGUUACGAUUACCAGCCAUAUCCAAACUGCAAAAAAUUCAUAACGUAAAUUUAGCCAUGGAAAGAAUAUCUGACCACAUCACUAUUGAAGGUAAUAUAAAUACUCGUGAUAUUGUAAACGGUCAUAGAGAAAAAAUGCUUUCUCUUUUUUGGCAAAUAAUUUAUAAAUAUCUCACUCCAAAGUAUAACAAUGCUGCAGCAAAAAUUCAAAAUUGGUGGAGAAAUAGCAGUCUGAAAUUAGUAGUACUAAAAAGAAUAAGAGCUAAACGAAUUGCAAAGCGUAACGUUGCUGCCACCAAAAUACAAGCUCAUGUUCGUGGAUUUUUGCUUAGAAAAGAAUGGCCUCUAAUGAAAACAGAAUUAAUGAAGAACCGUGAAAAAUUGCAUGUGGCUUCCACUAAAAUUAAACAUUAUUUACAAAAGAAAUUAAAACUCUUAACAGAAGAAAGAAAACGCUUUAUUAUUUUAAGAAAAACAAUUGUAUAUGUACAAAGAAAAUUCAGAGCUAAUGCUGCAAUGAAACUUCAAAAACAAAAGUUUUUAAACCUUAAGACUUCUUCACUUACGAUUCAGAAAUGGUUCCGUGGUUAUUUAGUUCGAAAGAACUGGAGUGUAAUUAAAAUAAAUUUGGAGUCCGAAAAAACAAAUCGAAUAAAUGCUAUAAAUAUAGUUGUAUGUGCUUUAAGGAAAAACUUAACUCCUACUCAAGAUCGUUUAAAUUUCUUAAAAUUAAAACAAACUACAAUAUAUAUACAACAGUUGUUUAUAGCCAACAAAAUGAUGAAAAUUGAAAUGAAACGCUACACUAAUUUAAAAUUGGCUACAAUUUUCAUUCAGAGAAAGUUUAGAGCUAAUAUCGCUAUGAGACAACAUAGGCAUGCAUAUUUAAAAACUAGAAGUUCUACCUUACUUAUUCAAAAAGUGUUUAGAGGUUUUGUGUUACGGAAAAACUGGCCUAUGCUAAAAACUAUUCUUCAAACUGAAAAAGAAAAACGAAUUAGCUCAGCAAAUCUAAUUAAAAGAGUAUUAAGAAAACAAUUACCUCAAACACAAGAACGUCUUGACUUUUUAAAAUUGCAAACAACUGUUAUAUUUGUUCAGAGGUUAUACCGAGCAAAUAAGAUGAUGCAAAAACAAAAGAUUGAAUUUAAUUCUUUGAAGAGAGCCACAAUAUUCAUUCAACGUAAGUUUAGAGCUAAUAUUGCAAUGAGACGGGAUAGAUGUACAUAUUUAAAUAUAGUUACCUCAACUUUACUCAUUCAGAAAGUGUUUAGAGGUUUUGCGUUAAGGAAAAAUUGGCCUUUCUUAAAAACUAUUCUUUUAACUGAAAAAGAAAAACGAAUUCAUUCAUCAAAUAUAAUAAAACGCAUAUUAAGAAAACAAUUACCUCAAACACAAGAACGUCUUGACUUUUUAAAAUUGCAAACAACUGUUAUAUUUGUUCAGAGAUUAUACCGAGCAAAUAAGAUGAUGCAAAAACAAAAGAUUGAAUUUAAUUCUUUGAAGAGAGCCACAAUAUUCAUUCAACGUAAGUUUAGAGCUAAUAUUGCAAUGAGACGGGAUAGAUGUACUUAUUUGAAUACUGUUACCUCAACCUUAUUCAUUCAAAAAGUGUUUAGAGGUUUUAUGUUACGGAAAAACUGGCCUAUGCUAAAAAAUAUUCUUCAAACUGAAAAAGAAAAACGAAUUCAUUCAUCAAAUAUAAUAAAACGCAUAUUAAGAAAACAAUUACCUCAAACACAAGAACGUCUUGACUUUAUAAAAUUGCAAACAACUGUUAUAUUUGUUCAGAGAUUAUACCGAGCAAAUAAGAUGAUGCAAAAGCAAAUGAUUGAAUUUAAUUCUUUGAAGAGAGCCACAAUAUUCAUUCAACGUAAGUUUAGAGCUAAUAUUGCAAUGAGACGGGAUAGAUGUACUUAUUUGAAUACUGUUACCUCAACCUUAUUCAUUCAAAAAGUGUUUAGAGGUUUUAUGUUACGGAAAAACUGGCCUAUGCUAAAAACUAUUCUUCAAACUGAAAAAGAAAAACGAAUUCAUUCAUCAAAUAUAAUAAAACGCAUAUUAAGAAAACAAUUACCUCAAACACAAGAACGUCUUGACUUUAUAAAAUUGCAAACAACUGUUAUAUUUGUUCAGAGGUUAUACCGAGCAAAUAAGAUGAUGCAAAAACAAAAGAUUGAAUUUAAUUCUUUGAAGAGAGCCAUAAUAUUCAUUCAACGUAAGUUUAGAGCUAAUAUUGCAAUGAGACGGGAUAGAUGUACUUAUUUGAAUACUGUUACCUCAACCUUAUUCAUUCAAAAAGUGUUUAGAGGUUUUAUGUUACGGAAAAACUGGCCUAUGCUAAAAACUAUUCUUCAAACUGAAAAAGAAAAACGAAUUCAUUCAUCAAAUAUAAUAAAACGCAUAUUAAGAAAACAAUUACCUCAAACACAAGAACGUCUUGACUUUUUAAAAUUGCAAACAACUGUUAUAUUUGUUCAGAGAAUGUACCGAGCAAAUAAGAUGAUGCAAAAGCAAAUGAUUGAGUUUAAUUCUUUGAAGAGAGCCACAAUAUUCAUUCAACGUAAGUUUAGAGCUAAUAUUGCAAUGAGACGGGAUAGAUGUACUUAUUUGAAUACUGUUACCUCAACCUUACUCAUUCAAAAAGUGUUUAGAGGUUUUAUGUUACGGAAAAACUGGCCUAUGCUAAAAACUAUUCUUCAAACUGAAAAAGAAAAACGAAUUAACUCAGCAAAUCUAAUUAAAAGAGUAUUAAGAAAACAAUUACCUCAAACACAAGAACGUCUUGACUUUUUAAAAUUGCAAACAACUGUUAUAUUUGUGCAAAGAUUUUAUCGAUCAAAUAAAAUGAUGCAAAAACAAAUGAAUAAAUUUAACACUUUCAAGAGAGCAACAUUAUUGGUUCAACGUAAGUUUAGAGCUAAUAUUGCAAUGAAGCGGGAUAGAGAAGCCUACUUGAAUGCUUUAAAUGAGAAGAAAAAUAUUGCUGCUUCAAAAAUCCAAGCUGCUGUAAGAGGAUUUUUGAUAAGAAAAAAACUUCCACAACUUAUAACCGAUAUAAACACUCAAAAACAAAAUUAUGCAGCUACAUUGAUACAGUCUGUAUGGAGAGGUUACCAGAUACGUAAGAGAUACGUUUGUAGACGAGAAACAAUUCGCUUUCCCAAACAACGUGGUUUAACAUUAGGUCGACGUCAUAAUGAUGUAGAAGAUGUAUUGAGAAGACAAAAAAAGAAUGAAUAUUCAUAUAAAGAGUUAGCUGCGGUUUUCUGGACGCUUGAAUUGUGUACUUCGCUAUCUAAAGAGUUGUGCAAAAAGACAGCUGAAGGUACAAUUGUUGAUUAUAUUUUCCAUUUUUUACAAUAUUCAAACCAAUCACAACCUAGUGUAGAAGCUAGAGAACCAGCUAUCCGAGUGCUUAUUAAUUUAUUGCGUUACCAUGAGACUUCUUGGUACAUUUGGAGGAGAACAGUUAAUGCUGAUAUGGUAAAAGAUUUAAUUAAAAUUAUGAAGACAAGCUGUGGUAAAAUUGGUGCUAACAAAUUAUACUGCUCAAUUUCAACAUGGCUCUGGAUUGUAUUACAAGAUCCAGAAAAAAAACGAAUAAUACAGAACAUUACAGUUGUGGCAAUAGAUCUUAAAUUCAUGUUGGAUACAUUAAACAGAAAGUACAAAACACGAAAGGUCGAUAAAAAAAUGAUGGCACUACCAUCGACGAGGCCAACGUGGAAUAUUGGUUCUAAAUGUCAAAAAUGUUUUGAAUCUGACCUAUAUGCUACGACUCAGCUUUGUAAACUAUUGAACAUUAAGUGAUUUUUUUUAUAACUUUUUAAUUCAUAAUUUAUGUGUUGAUUUAUUUUUAUCAUAUUUUAACAAUAUUUUACAGUUUUUUAUCAUCUCAUUAAUUACUAUAAUUUGUUUUAAUAUUUAUUAAUGGAAUUAUGAUUUAUUGACCUAAUUUUUAUUAGCUUGUAGUUUUUCAUAUUUUUUACAAUUUCUUUUUUUUACUUAAGUUUAUAUAAAUAUAUCUACUUAAAUGAAUACAGCUGUAAACUAUAAUAGUAAUUAUUUUGUUUUUAUCUUAAAGAAUAAUAUAGUUAUAUUGA
Messenger RNA from Adelges cooleyi (spruce gall adelgid), 6841 nucleotides. RefSeq names its product protein abnormal spindle (gene asp). The record is from RefSeq and is a predicted model, not a curated record. Bases 345 to 6548 code for a protein of 2067 amino acids. Gene Ontology annotation, biological process: establishment of meiotic spindle localization; spindle organization; mitotic cell cycle. NCBI's taxonomy places the organism in Eukaryota, Metazoa, Arthropoda, Insecta, Hemiptera, Adelgidae. Gene Ontology annotation, cellular component: spindle pole. Gene Ontology annotation, molecular function: protein binding. The transcript has 15 exons.